Spirodela intermedia is the source of this 4724-nucleotide messenger RNA. Lineage: Eukaryota; Viridiplantae; Streptophyta; Magnoliopsida; Alismatales; Araceae. The record is from the annotation of a GenBank genome assembly.
AUGGGCAUAAUUCGCCAUAGAAUGGAGAACGAUUUUGAGGAUGAGAGCCAUUUUAGUCCCAUAUCACUCGUUCGUCGGACGCAUAGUCCUGACCGAUCCCAGGAUGGUUCCUUUUCAGAGCCUCAUCAAGAACACGGCACUAAUUUUCUGAAAAGCACCGUGUUCAGGAGCUGCGGUAUUGUGAUACUUAAGGCCAAGAUCAAUUUGAUGCUGCCUUUUGGCCCGGCAGCAAUCCUGGUCCAUAAAUUCUAUGGGCACGAAGUAAGUUUUAUGACCUCUUUUUUUUUUUUGCUCUCUUUCCUGUUUUUUAUGUGUGCAUGUUCUCAAAUUCUUGUGAGGAUCGUCUCUCCGUCUCUUCUGGUGAAAUUUUGAGCUCAACAUACUGCCAACGGACUGUAGGGACUGGUGUUCAUCUUAAGCUUGCUCGGUAUAAUUCCGUUGGCUGAGCGUUUGGGUUAUGCCACAGAGUGAGGGCACUUGAACACUGUACUGACUUCAUCUCUUCGACUGCCCAUUUACGCAGUCGACUUAAUAGUUGUCUCUUUUCUGUAGGCAGUUGGCCUUCUUCACUGGAGCUACGGGUAAGCAGUCUGUUCUGUCCCAUCUGACGUACGCUUUCUUUCACUUCCAUUCAGUUCUCUCAAAAAAAAAAAACAUCCAACCAUCCCUUGUCGGAAGCGAUCAUGGCUAAUUCUCUCAUGUGAGGGUGGGUCACUAAUCUUCAAUUGGAAGGCCAACAUUCGGCCCAAAUUGGUUCCUUAUGUAAGCGGAAGGCCUUGAUAUUGGCGUCUCCCAGAUCUGCUCGUGUUAAGAUAAUCAUCAUCGCAUGAGUAGAUUCGUCCAGAUGGUCGGCCGUUCCCCACUUCGGAAAUCAAAUCAAUAUUUGGACCAACCCAAGAGUUUACGUCAGGAUGAUGCCGCUCUAGCAUUCUUGAAAGGUCCUGGAAGAAACUCAUGCUGAAUUUUGGGAGUGAUUACUCAGAGAUACAGACGUAUAUUUGAGAGUGUCUGUGCAUGAGCACGAGUUCUCUGGCAUGAAGACCGCAGUAUCUUGUUUUUUCGAGUUUGAUUCAGCUUCUUCUUGGGUUUUUCUUCAAAACGUGAUUUUUCUUUUUUUCCUCCCCUUAUCAAACUGUCUCUCAGUAUUUACCAUCUUAUCUUUGGUAAUCAAUCUUCACUUGGGCAAGAAAGGCCCUAUAAUUAGAUCAUUCGUCGAUUCUCUUUUGCAGAUUUCUAGACGUUCAUAAUAUGAAACGGUCUGGUAAUGACAUUUAACUAACUGUUAACUGCAGUUGGGGGCCUUCUAAAUGCUACAUUCGGGAAUGCAACCGAAUUAAUUAUAUCAAUAUUUGCUUUGAAAUCUGGGAUGAUACGUGUCGUUCAGCAAUCGUUGUUGGGCUCCAUAUUAUCAAAUAUGCUACUGGUUCUCGGUUGUGCAUUUUUCUGCGGAGGGAUCGUCUUCUUCAAGAAAGAGCAAUCUUUCAACAAGGCAAGAUUCAUUUCAUUCUUGGAUAGUAUGUUUUCGUUCUCUCUAUAACUUUAACGGGAUUCUCUGUUAUGGAGCAGGCAGCGGCUGUUGUAAAUUCAGGGUUGCUGCUGAUGGCAGUUAUGGGCCUGCUUUUCCCUGCUGUCCUCCACUAUACUCACUCAGAAGCGCAAUAUGGAAAGUCAGAACUGGCUCUCUCAAGAUUUAGCAGCUGUAUUAUGCUCCUGGCUUAUGGAUGCUAUCUUGUUUUCCAGUUGAAGAGUCACAAGAGCCUCUAUGAUCCCGUACGCGAGGUUGGCCUCUUUUACCCACCCCUCUUAUGAACAUGUGCGCCGGAAGAAGACUUUCUUGCUCUCUUUGGUUCAAUACAUGUGAAACGUCAUCCCAUACCGAGGACGAUGCCAGACAUAUCAUGACAGGCAUUUUCAUACGGUUAUACUACCAUCCGUGUUUUGAUAAUCUGUUAUAGGUGCAAACUCGAAUCAUUUAUUUCUGUCACAUGCCGUUUUGUUCGAUGACAGCGUCAUUUUUACUCUAGAGAGGACAACAGUUUCCACUGAUCUGCAAACAUCAAUUCAUAAGUAAUCUCUAAUUCUUGUUUUCCAAAUAAUAGAAAUUUAUACAUUGAGCUAAUCCCAUUGUGGAUUGGUCAAGGGAGCUUAACCCAUUGAGUUAAGCCCGUUUUAAUGUAUAUAAUCCAGAAAUGCUCCUGCCAUACGGCACUGACGUUCUCAUUUUCUUACUAAACGGGCUUUCAUUUACUUGACAUUUGGCCUAAAACUUUAAUGGUUCCGGAGAUUGAGGAGACAGUGUGAGUUCAAAGGUGGAUUUGAGAUAUGAUUGCUAGAUCCGCGCAGAGGACAGCGAAGAAGAUGAUGCUCAUGCUACUGAACAUUGAGCAUUAAGGCCACACUACUGAAGAGCCACAGUCAAGAGUGUUCCUGUGGGCUUUGAACCGAGUUUUGAUGAGCUAAAGAUGCACAUGAAUGACGACGUGAUGUGAUCUACCACAGGCUGUAGACCAUAAUAACGUUCUUAACCCCCUUUAAAUCAGGAAUUUAUGACGUAUGGCAUGGUGGGUUAUCUUUCGAAACGAAGAUUACGCUGCCCUAGAAGACAGCUUAUAUCUGCGGACACAUUCGCUCUUUGAUGAUUGCAAGCUUUGGAUACCCCACUUUUAAGCUUCACUCGUUUUCUGUGUCGUUAUUUAGCCUUCUUGUCUCCUUCUAAGGGCAAAUGAUCAGCUGGUUGCCUUUUUCUGUGGAAUGCAACACACAAUUUUAAGUUAAGUUUUUUUUUAUAUUAAUGUUAAUUUUUUGUUACAUUUUGUCGAGAGGAGAUGGCAUAUUUUUUUUGUUCUUUUCAACGAAUGGGUUACCCACCAUAUUUUUUAGGGCCCAAAUUGAUGUAUAGUUCUUUAAAAUCAUUUCCGUGCUUGUCGUAGUUAUCGCAAUGCAGAUUUAUCAGGAGAAAUACCGGCGGCAUUUGCUUCUGGUAAGACUAAAGUAAAAGACGAGCUGAAUAUCAGCCCAGUUUCCUCUUCCCGCUCCUGUUGUUAUCGGAGACAGGUUGGCAAGGGCCUCUGCCCGUUCAAGAACUAUGGCUGCCUGCAUGUUCUUUUUUCCUUAAUCAAGUGCAAAGCAAAGGAUCUUAAAGAUGAAUACAACUGAUGUAAAAAAAUGCGAGUUUCCUUGUCAUUGUAGGAUUCGCAUAAGUUUUUUCUUGUCGACUAUUAGUACUUGGCGUCCUCGAAGUCUCAGUUUUAUCUUGUGACAGCAAAGCAACGAUUUUGUUUUGUUACUCGACUCAUCUUGCUAACUUUAUCUCCAAGGGAGCAAGUGAAAGUGAGGCAAGCAGUCUUGAUGAAGAAGCUCCUGAUAUUUCUAAAUGGGAGGCGAUUUCUUGGCUUGCAGUCUUGACUGCCUGUAUUUCUGUCCUCUCGGAAUAUCUAGUGGACGCCAUUCAGGUGAUGUGCUCGUCAUCGUCCAUUUCUUUCAUUCACCGUCUGAGAUUGCAUCCGGCCCUCCCGGUCUCUGGGUGUCGCUCAUACGUAGAUUUAAAAUGCUCGUCUGAAUAAUACAUCACAAACGAAAUGAAACAUGAUUCCCGUCGGCUGAAUUGACAGGGGGCUUCGGUGUCGUGGGGAAUCCCCGUCUCUUUUAUCAGCGUUAUUCUGCUUCCCAUCGUAGGAAACGCGGCAGAACAUGCUAGUGCUAUUAUGUUCGCCAUGAAAGACAAACUGGUGUGGGGUUUUGAGCGUAGCGUUUCUCAGAUUAUCGAGUUUCAUCAGCUUUUUUAUGCCUUUCACGAACCUCCGCACGUUUCGUACAGGACAUCUCUCUCGGCGUCGCCAUCGGGUCGUCUACUCAGAUAUCCAUGUUCGGGGUACGUAUGGUGUGGAGCUCUUCUAUACUGACAUUUGAUCUGAGAGGGCUGCCGUUCGUUCCGAGGGUUUGAUUCUCCGAUGAGUGGGAGCACUGUCCAUUCUGGUUUCUGUUCUGAGUGCCAAUUCGCGAAACAGCUGUGGUUCAGUGCUCCAGGGGAAAGAAAGGAAGCUCUCGAGAGCAACCGAGUCAUUCGGAUGCGUCAACUUCAUUAAAUUUGGAACGGUUAUGCGUGGUUGGAUAACCAUGGUGGUCGCUCUGCUCCCCCGGAGAAAGGAAUGCAGCUCGAGGGGCUCACUAGCUGCCUAUUCCCAUUCAUUAAAGAAAGGAUGCUAGCCGAUGUUUGUAGGUCGAAACACAGAUGGAUUUUGCACCGUCGAUCACUUGAUGCACAUGCACAGUUCUAUUUAUGCGCUCCUCUGUUCAGUGUUCUUGAUCUUUUUUCCGACUUGUGACACUUAUCCUGUUUCCGGUCUCCUGCUGCAGAUUCCGUUCUGCGUGGUCGUAGGGUGGAUCUUGGGAUGCCCGAUGGACCUAAACUUUCAGCUUUUCGAGACGGCGGCACUCUUCACAACAGUUUUAGUCGUAGCCAUUUUAUUGCAGGUUUGUGUUGAGAAACGAAUUGAACAGUUUCUGCGAGGAUGCGUACGAAAGUCGAAAAAGGCACUUUCGGUCCUCCAAAGAAAAUUGCACUCCGCUCGAGUGUGCUUUUCUCCCCCCUCACCUCUUUCUUUGCCUUUAACAUCUUGCAGGAGGGAACCUCCAACUACUUCAAAGGGCUAAUGCUCAUCUUGUGCUAUCUCAUUGUAGCCGCAAGCUUCUACGUUCACGUGGAUCCCGAGUUAGGUGUUUAA